Messenger RNA from Episyrphus balteatus (marmalade hoverfly), 1144 nucleotides. RefSeq names its product serine/threonine-protein phosphatase 6 catalytic subunit (gene PpV). Gene Ontology annotation, biological process: G1/S transition of mitotic cell cycle; peptidyl-serine dephosphorylation. The record is from RefSeq and is a predicted model, not a curated record. Gene Ontology annotation, cellular component: cytoplasm. Lineage: Eukaryota; Metazoa; Arthropoda; Insecta; Diptera; Syrphidae. Gene Ontology annotation, molecular function: protein serine/threonine phosphatase activity. The coding region runs from base 28 to 939 and encodes 303 amino acids. The transcript has 5 exons.
GAACAAAAAAAUUUUAGUUUACGCAAGAUGGCCGAACUUGACAAGUGGAUUGAAAUUGUUAAGGAUUGUAAAUAUCUUCCUGAAAAUGAUUUAAAGCAGCUCUGUAAUAUAGUUUGUGAAAUUUUAUUAGAAGAAUCCAAUAUACAACCUGUCAGCACUCCAGUCACUGUUUGUGGUGAUAUCCAUGGCCAAUUCUACGAUUUGGAAGAACUCUUUCGAACUGGUGGUCAGGUGCCUGAUACAAACUAUGUUUUCAUGGGAGAUUUUGUCGAUCGUGGCUAUUAUAGUUUGGAAACCCUAACUAGAUUGCUUACACUCAAGGCACGGUAUCCAGAUCGGAUCACACUUUUGCGUGGAAACCAUGAAUCGCGGCAAAUAACUAGAGUUUAUGGUUUCUAUGAUGAGUGUUUUAGCAAGUAUGGCAAUGCAAAUGCAUGGAAGUAUUGCUGCAAAGUCUUUGAUCUCUUGACUAUUGCUGCUCUCAUAGACGAAAAUAUUCUUUGUGUUCAUGGAGGCCUUAGUCCUGAAAUAAUCACUCUCGACCAAAUAAGGACAAUUGAUCGUAACGAAGAGAUUCCAUAUAAAGGGGCAUUUUGUGAUUUAGUUUGGUCUGAUCCAGAAGACAUGGACUUUUGGGAUCAAAGCCCACGUGGCGCUGGCUGGCUGUUUGGUUCAUUAGUCACCAAAGACUUUAUGAACAUUAAUAACUUAGAUUUGAUUUGUCGAGCUCAUCAACUGGUUCACGAAGGAAUAAAAUACAUGUUUGACGAAAAAUUAGUGACUGUUUGGUCGGCGCCUAACUACUGUUACCGGUGCGGCAAUGUAGCAUCGAUUUUACGUUUUGAAACAUCCAAACAACGCCAAGCUAGUAUUUUUAAUGCAGUGCCAGAGACAGACCGGGUUAUACCACAACAAAACACAACACCAUAUUUCCUUUAAGUUUGUUUUUUUUAGUAGUUCUUUGCAGUUUCAAAGUUAAAGCGAGAAUGGAAAUUUAAGGUGUAAUUAAUCUUAUGUGCUCUUUUAUUGUUUAAAGCUUGAUGAAAUACACAAAUAUAAUUUGUUAUAUUUUUUACUCCUUUAUAUAUAUUUCUAUUGUUUUUAAAAAUUGAAAUAAAGUCCUUGGCACGAGGAACUUGAUGUA